AUGGAGAACGUGGUGCGGCACGCGCACGUGCACGGCGUGGAGGAGGUGUUGAGGGCGCUGGACGUGGACGCGACGAAGGGGUUAACGAGAAGCCAGCUAGCCAGAAGGAAGGAAAAGUACGGCCUCAACGAGUUAGAAGUAGAAACGAAGAAAGGAAUCCUUGAAUUGAUUUUGAACCAGUUUGACGACCUCCUAGUGAAGAUCCUUCUUCUGGCAGCAUUCAUAAGUUUUGCACUAACCUUGCUCGAUAUGCAGAGCCAUGAAGUGUCCCUAUGUGAUUUUAUUGAACCCCUCGUGAUCGUAAUGAUUCUAAUUUUAAAUGCUGCAGUGGGAGUAUGGCAGGAGUGCAAUGCAGAGAAGUCCUUGGAUGCCCUGAAGCAGUUGCAGCCGACCAAAGCGAAAGUGUUGCGAGACGGAAAGUGGGAAAUCAUAGAUAGUAAGUACCUGACUAUAGGUGACAUCAUCGAGCUAAGUGUAGGAAAUAAAACCCCAGCCGAUGCCAGGAUCAUCCAGAUUUUUUCCACCAGUAUUAAGGUAGAGCAGAGUAUGCUAACAGGGGAAUCAUGUUCUGUUGAUAAGUAUUCAGAGAAAUUAGAUCCCAGUUAUAAGAACUGCGAAAUUCAGUUGAAGAAAAACAUCUUAUUUUCGUCCACUGCCAUUGUGGCUGGAAGAUGCAUCGCUGUUGUGACAAACAUUGGCAUGAACACAGAAAUCGGACAGAUACAACACGCUGUCAUGGAAUCCACCAAUGAAGAUACAGACACUCCAUUGCAAAUUAAAAUCGAUUCCUUUGGAAGACAACUAUCCAAAAUAAUCUUCGUCAUAUGUGUCACUGUGUGGGUCAUAAAUUUUAAACAUUUUUCAGACCCAAUCCAUGGGUCCUUUCUCUACGGAUGUUUGUACUAUUUCAAAAUCAGUGUGGCGCUGGCCGUGGCUGCUAUCCCGGAGGGUCUCCCUGCUGUUAUUACCACUUGCCUAGCUUUAGGUACAAGAAGGAUGGUGAAGAAGAAUGCCAUUGUGCGAAAACUACAGAGUGUUGAAACGCUUGGGUGCACCACUGUUAUCUGUUCGGAUAAAACAGGAACAUUGACGACUAACCAGAUGACAGCAACGGUGUUCCAUUUGUUUAGAGAGCCAACCCUUUUGAAAGAGUACCAGCUCUGCCAAAAAGGAGAGACCUUCUUCUUUUACGAGUCAUGCGUAGAGGAAGACGGGCACGACAAUGACUCCUUCUUCAACAACCUGAAGAGGGAAGGGCGAAUAUCCAGUCAGACGCCGGGACAGGCGGGCUACGACCAGUCUGGCACCGUCACUUCCAGGGGUACUACAGUACACUCCAGCACGAACCUCUCCUACGAUGGAAAAAACAACUAUGGAGGACAAAGCGACAGAUACAACUAUGAGGAGUAUCCAUCGGACGUCGAAACGGACAAGUCACUAAAGGAGAUGCACACAAACGUUAACACCAUCAUUAGCAGGGGCAGCAAAAUCCUGGAAGACAAAAUUAAAAAAUACGCCUACUCCGAAUAUGACUACAACUUUUACAUGUGCAUGGUGAACUGCAACGAAGCCAACAUCUUCUGUAAUGACAGGAACGAAAUCGUGAAGGUGUUUGGAGACAGCACCGAGCUGGCUCUCCUCCAUUUUGUGCACAACUUCGACAUCUGGCCCAGCUCAGUGAAAAAUAAUGGCAUGGCGGCCGAGUACGAAAGGGAUUCUGGCAAAGGGAGAAGUCAGAACAGGGAAGAAGAAGGAAGACAAAUGAGAAGCAACUCUUCCUACCACCGCGGAAGCUACGAUCGCGGCAGCUACGUGGGCGGAUCGAACGGAGAAGCUUACACCGCGGACGAGAGUAGAACCUACCCAAGUGAUUGCAUAUCCGCGUGGAGAAGUGAAUGUCAACUAAUCAAAAUAAUCGAAUUCACCAGAGAAAGGAAACUAAUGAGUGUAAUCGUCGAAAAUAAGAAGAAAGAUCCCAUUCUUUACUGCAAAGGAGCACCAGAAAAUAUAAUAAAAAAUUGUAACUACUACCUCAUUAAGAAUGAAAUAAAGCCACUCACAGAAGAACUGAGAAGUCUUAUCUGUAGUCGAGUCAAAGGCAUGGGAAAGAGAGCCUUACGCACGUUAAGCUUCGCCUACAGAAAGAUGAAGAGGACCGAUUUAAAUGUUACCAACGCAGAAAGCUACUUCAAACUGGAGAAAGACAUGAUUUACCUCGGAGGAUUGGGUAUAAUUGAUCCCCCAAGGAAAUAUGUUGGAAGAGCCAUUAACCUGUGCCAUUUGGCCGGAAUUAGGGUCUUUAUGAUUACAGGCGAUAACAUGGAUACAGCCAAAGCCAUCGCCAAGGAGAUUAACAUUCUUCGUAACGAGGACACGGAUGACGACAUGGAUGAACACACCAAGUGGAAAAAGGGAGGCAACAUCGGAAGCAAGAAAUUAAAGUGCUGCUAUAGUGGAAGAGAGUUUGAAGAUCUCCCACUACAUAUACAGCAGGAAAUCUUAAAAAAUAAGCAGCGUAUCGUUUUCUGUAGAACGGAGCCAAAGCAUAAGAAGCAGAUUGUCAAAAUAUUAAAGGAUCUUGGAGAAACAGUCGCCAUGACGGGGGAUGGGGUCAACGACGCUCCUGCGUUGAAGUCUGCAGAUAUAGGUAUCUCCAUGGGAAUAAACGGGACGGAGGUAGCGAAAGAAGCAUCCGAUAUUGUCCUGGCUGACGAUAAUUUUAACACUAUUGUGGAGGCUAUCAAGGAGGGAAGAUGCAUCUACAACAAUAUGAAGGCCUUUAUCCGCUAUCUCAUCAGCAGCAACAUUGGGGAAGUGGCUUCCAUUUUCAUCACCGCCCUGCUGGGCAUCCCUGACAGCCUCGCACCAGUGCAGCUCCUCUGGGUCAACUUGGUCACCGACGGGUUGCCCGCCACGGCUCUGGGCUUCAACCCGCCCGAACACGACGUCAUGAAGUGCAAGCCCAGACACAAAAACGACAAUUUGAUAAACGGCCUGACUCUCCUCAGGUACAUCGUCAUAGGAACCUACGUGGGAGUCGCUACAGUCUCCAUCUUCGUCUACUGGUACCUCUUUUACCCGGACUCGGACGGCCAUACACUAGUCAACUUUUACCAGCUGUCUCACUACAACCAGUGCAAGGCCUGGGGCGACUUCCGCGUCAGGAGGGUCUACGGCAUGUCGGAGGACCCCUGUUCGUACUUCUCCACGGGGAAGGUCAAGGCAAGCACCCUCUCCCUCUCAGUCCUCGUCGUCAUCGAGAUGUUUAACGCCCUCAACGCGCUCAGCGAGUACAACUCUCUGUUUCGGAUCCCCCCCUGGAGAAACAUGUACCUAGUGCUGGCUACUAUCGGGUCUCUGCUCCUCCACUUCAUGAUUUUGUACAUUCCCCCCCUUGCUAAAAUUUUCGGCGUCGUCGCGCUGACGCCAUACGAUUGGUUCCUCGUCUUCAUCUGGUCCUUCCCCGUCAUUAUCAUUGACGAAGUUAUUAAGUUCUACGCUAAGAGGCAGCUGAACAGGGGGAUGCUGUCGAAGCAGAAGCUCGAGUGA
This is a messenger RNA of Plasmodium inui San Antonio 1, 3549 nucleotides long. RefSeq names its product calcium-transporting ATPase. Bases 1 to 3549 code for a protein of 1182 amino acids. The record is from RefSeq and is a predicted model, not a curated record. Gene Ontology annotation, cellular component: membrane. Gene Ontology annotation, biological process: calcium ion transmembrane transport; intracellular calcium ion homeostasis. The transcript has 3 exons. Gene Ontology annotation, molecular function: P-type calcium transporter activity; ATP binding; ATP hydrolysis activity. NCBI's taxonomy places the organism in Eukaryota, Apicomplexa, Aconoidasida, Haemosporida, Plasmodiidae.